UGUGUGUUAUUUGUAAUUUUUCAGGUGAUUUCCUAAAAACGUUGGAAGACCCGGAUUUGAAUGUAAGAAGAGUAGCCUUGGUCACAUUCAAUUCAGCAGCGCAUAAUAAGCCAUCAUUAAUAAGGGAUCUUCUAGAUGCUGUUCUUCCACAUCUCUACAAUGAAACAAAAGUUAGGAAGGAACUCAUAAGAGAGGUAGAAAUGGGUCCAUUUAAGCAUACAGUUGAUGAUGGACUGGAUAUCAGAAAGGCAGCUUUUGAGUGUAUGUACACGCUUCUAGACAGUUGUCUUGAUAGACUAGAUAUCUUUGAAUUUUUAAAUCAUGUUGAAGAUGGUUUGAAGGACCAUUAUGAUAUUAAGAUGCUAACAUUUCUCAUGUUGGUGAGACUCUCCACCCUUUGUCCUAGUGCAGUACUACAGAGGCUGGACCGACUUGUCGAGCCCUUACGUGCCACAUGUACCACUAAGGUAAAGGCAAACUCAGUAAAGCAGGAGUUUGAAAAGCAGGAUGAACUGAAGCGAUCUGCCAUGCGAGCAGUGGCAGCGCUGCUUACCAUUCCGGAAGCAGAGAAGAGCCCCCUGAUGAGCGAAUUCCAGUCACAGAUCAGCUCCAACCCUGAGCUGGCGGCGAUCUUUGAAAGUAUCCAGAAAGAUUCGUCAUCCACUAACUUGGAGUCAAUGGACACUAGUUAGAUGUUUGUUCAACACAGGACCAUUACAUGGACCAGAUGAUGCACUGAAUUGACAGGUUAAUCAUAAGACAUGGAAAGAGAAGUGUUUAAAAGCAUCUAAAUAUUCCACUUUUUUCCCUUCAUGGAGACAGUUUGGCUUUCUUCCAUUGUUUUUGUAGCAUUUAUUUCAGAAAUAUGUAUUUACAUAAUCCAGAGGUUGUAAAACCACUAAUGUUUUUAGUGGUUAGGGCAACAUUUGAUGUGGAAACUAAAAGUUAGGGUUUAUGCAGUAUGGCAAUAGGGUCCAGAUUCUAUUUGCCCUGUAAUGUUUAGGAUCAAAAUGUUAAAAUUUUGUGACCAUGAAUUCUCCUUUUAUAAAUUUUCUCUUAUUUAAAAAAAUCAAAUUCUGCAAGACAAAAACCAUGUUUCUUUUUCUUGUGUAACUUUUUGUUUCAGCAGCAUAAAUUGAUAUUUAGCUGGCAGACAAGAAUAUCUGUGUAAAAUUUGUUACAUUUCAGAGGGUUUGGCAGUUUUAAAAAAGAUCAUUUUUUAAAUAUGGGGAUUAAAACAGUAUCCCUGUUGCGCACACUAAUUUUGCAUGAGCAAGUUUACAAAUAUGUAUUGUCUGUAAAGCAGCAUGUGCAGAUUAUUCAUAAUACAGAAGCUAAAAUAAGUAUUAUCGUAUUAGUGCAAUUUUCAGAUAUUUAUUUUUGCACAGAAAACACAUAUCUGGAGAGAGAGGGGAGUAAAUUUUUCAACCUUUGGUUUUCUUAAUGCCAGUGUGAAUUUGCAGAUGUUUUCAGCAGAUCAAGUCAUAAUAACAAUUUGCCACUUUUUCUAUUACAAAUUUUCUUACACAUUGAAAAUUUGAAUAUUUAAGUUUUGAGUUUUCCUCAGUUAUCCAUUUGUGUGCGUGUUUCCGCUUAGAAAUUCUUAAAGCCAGAUUUUUCUUUCAUUCCCUUUGGAUCUCUGCAUUCCGUAUUGAAGGAUACAAAAACUAUGUAUGCUUUUGAAUUUUAUUUUUACAAAAACCCUGAAGCUGGCUGUCAUACAUCUGUUGGCUAAUAAUAGUAUUUCUUUUAGUUGAGUUAGAUUUUUCCCCCUCUUUAGUAGAGCUGAUUUACAUAUUGUAUCUGACUACUUUUCCUGAUUAAGGGGUCUGUGGGGGAACAAAGCUUUGCAGUACCUUUUAUUGUAGUUAAAAUUUUAUUUAACAUUCCUUCAAUGAACUCACUUCACACUGUAGCCUCUUCCUUCAAAUUUGUGGUGCUCCUGUAUCAGUAUGAACUAACUUCUGAAAUAAAAGACAUCUCCUAAUGCUGUGCAAACACAGUUUACAUGUAUUGAAGGAAGCAGUUGUUAAAUUGAGUGACCAAUUUUAAGCAGUCAGAUAUUUGAAAACUGCACCCUUUAUUUUUGAAACUGUGAAUUGGAAAUACUUUUCCUGCUGUAUAACUUACCUGCUUUAACAUCCAAAUAUGCAGUGAUUUUAAUUGAUAACAUACUAUGGUUAUUAGAUUAACAGUGUGAUUUUGAAUGUUCAGAUAAUGCAUAAGACAUCAUUACCAGUAAGGAUUUUGACUAUUUACAUUGACAUGGAACGUUACAUGAAGUUGGUGCCAUUUCAAAAUGUGGCAGGUGGUAAUGUUAUACCAUAAUUUGCAUAAAAUUGUAAUAGACAUUUUAUUUUGAGAUAUUAGUAUAUUGUACUAUGCAUUACUGUGGUUAUAGAUGUUGUGGAUAUAUUUAAGCAUUUGGUUACAUGGUUUCACAAUAAAUUACAAUACUGCAGGCUCUAGGACCAAAUAGGAGACUGACAUGCAUAUAUUGUGUGAAUGUCUUAGUUAAUUGUCUAAAGUUAAAUCCAAAUGCUUUGCAUGUAUUGGAUUUUUUUUUUUAACUUCCAAGGUGAGUGGGUUUGGGGUAUUUUUUGUUCUUGUUUUUUUGUCUUCAUUUUUUUGAGUCUUAGAUGACUGUUAGUUUUUUUAAUACAAAUGAAAUAGUCUGCUCUUUUCUAGUAGUACACAAGAUUUUAGUGAUUACAUAUAUUCACAUACAUAACAAAAUUAGUAACAGAAGAAUACUCAGAUUUUAAAUGCUGAAUCAUAUGGAUUAACUCCAUACUUCUGUGGUGAUGUCCUGACACUGGAAUGGAAGUUGGAAUGUGUGGUGUCCAGUCCUACUCUGCCACUCAUUUCUCACUGGUCUUUGAAGCAUUAUUAGAAAGUUGUCCUUAGCAAUUCUCCAUCUGUGGGUGUCUCAGAUUUACAAGUUCAUAAUAAGAAAAUAGCUAUUUGCUGAUUUUCUUCAGGACAUGUAAAUUGCUCAGAUCUACCUCAUUUCUUUUUAAAGACAGCUCAAUAUGGGGCUGUACUUAGAGGUAAGGUCAUUUUAUGAAACUAAGGCAGAAAGGAAAUUUGGUAUAAGGCCUAACCGAAAAACUUACAUCGACAGCACUGAAUGAUCAUUUUUAAGAUGACGGUCAUAUAUUCGUUAGUUAUAUCUAAAGCUUCUUAACCAUUGGAAAUUAGAAUUCUUCAAAGUGGAGAAUAUGAUGAAUGAUGACUGCCAGAUGUUUGAAGAUUACCAUAAUUAACCAAAUCACCUUUUUUUUUUACACUCUUGUUAGGUAAACAGUAAAGAAAUAAGGGCAUAUAUCUAAUUUAGCUAAUUGAAAGGGAUGUUCUGGUAUCUUUAGCUUAAUGUCAGACAUCACAUAAAUGAUUGUAUAUUACAUGAUUGAAGUUCAAAGUAAGAAAUAUACAAAAUCCUGUCAUUGAAAAUUUUAGUUAACUGGUAAAUUCAUAAGCCUUGUAAGGUGUAUUUAGCCUCAUAACAAAGUAUAUAGUAAUACUUUACAAUUUAAAAAGUUGAAGUAACAUUUUCUGCCCACAUUAAAUCUUACCAAAAAUGUAAACUAUUAAAAGUAAUUGCCAGUC
Manis javanica (Malayan pangolin) is the source of this 3609-nucleotide messenger RNA. The record is from RefSeq and is a predicted model, not a curated record. Lineage: Eukaryota; Metazoa; Chordata; Mammalia; Pholidota; Manidae.